UUUACACGACGACUUCGUUUUGGGGUUUGCGAUGGAAACGUUGCUGGAGGUGCGCGUGUCCACGCAAGGGCCUCCUCAACUCCGGAGGCCACUUGCUCCGUGCCCAACAAUGGGCACCACCCCUCUACCUGCACACCCCCCCCCCCACCACCACCCCGAUGUGAACGAGAGGUCUCCGACGUGACACUUCAAAGCAGAGAAUGAAUGCUCUCUCAAUCAUUAAAGGUCCGCAUUAAUUUGACGGCGGUGUCUCGGUUGGUGAUUCACUCCCGCCAAUGGGAGGCGUUAAUGAGCUCCCCGUGUGCGUUGGCGUGGGUGGUGUGGCCCAUAGGUCUCUCUCUCUCUCUGUUCGUCUCUCGCCGCAAGUCGCCCGCCCGACAAAUUUACCUGCACGCAAGCCGCGACGCGACACGAGCACCGAUGGCUCUUCUAGACGAGAUCCGCAGCGCGUCCCUCUGGCGCGCCGCGCUCGCCGAGGCCGUGGGCACUUUCCUCCUCGUCCUCGCCGUGCUCGGCGCGGCCUGGCCCGGCACGGCGGGAGAAGGGCCCGCCACCGACGCCGCUUGCGGCUGCGGCUGCGUCGGUGGCGCGGCGGGCUCCCUGCCCGUGGCUCUGAGCGCCGCCUUCUCGUGCGCGGCGCUGUCCCACAGCCUGGGACCGACAAGCGGCGCGCAGUUCAACCCCGCCGUCACAGUGGCCCUGCUGUGCACGCGCCGCCUCGGCGCUCUGCCCUCGGUGGCCUACGUGUUGGCACAGUGCCUGGGCGCGGUCGUGGCGGCCGGAGUCGUUGCCCUGCUGCUGCCGGAACGGUCCGGCAGAAAGUACUUGGUCACGUCGAUUGGCAGCGAGGGCAACGCGGGGCAGGCGCUGGCGGCCGAGCUCCUCUGCAGCUUCCAGCUGGUGCUGAGCGCCCUCGCUGGGGAGGAGCACCGCGUGCGCCGCUCCGGGGAGGCGGGGCCGCUGCCGGUCGGGCUGGCACUGGGCGCCGGCAUCCUCGCCUCGGAGAAGUUCUCUGGGGGCAGCCUCAAUCCAGCACGGUCGUUUGGACCUGCACUCGUGUGCGGAUUAUGGAAACACCACUGGGUCUACUGGAUGGGGCCCCUGCUGGGCGGCCUCCUGGCCGCCGCCGCUCACGACCUCGUCUUCUCGUCGGCCGCGAACCGCGACCGCCUCGUCGCGUGCGCCACGUGCCGCGACAUCGAGAUCACGGAGGCGCGCAGCGCGUCCCGCUCGUCGCUGGCGCCGCUGCCCGGCGUGGCCGCCGCGCCCGCCCUCCCCAAGCGCCACUCCAAAGUGUCCGCCGUGAAGCCCGAGGCGGAGGGAUGAGUCCGUGGGGAGGGCUCGCCGAUGGCCGUUAUGUGAUUAUUAUUAUUAUUAUUGUUAUUCGUCUCCUUCGUCAAGUUCGCUGCCCCGUGGGGGUUUUCUUCGCUGUGUGUGUGUUUUUUUUUUCCUCCGGUAUCCUUCGCCAAAGCUCAGAGGUCGGUAACCAAAAUCACAAGGAAAGCCAUUUUUUUUGUUCGAAUUCGGUAAAAAUGAAAAAACUCAAUAUUUCAAGAGCUCCAAUGUGUGUGUGGCAUGUGCGUCACGUGCCACGACAUCGGGACCGUGGAGGUGCACAGCUUGUCCGGAGCCGCCGUGCCCGCGCUACCCGUGGUCGUGUGGAUUAUCCUCCGUUUUUUCCCGUCACAUUUAGAAACCCCAUGCGUUUACAGUAUUUGGCUGCUAUAAAUUUCCAACGUGAUGAGCCGCUUCGUUGAGCUGUCAUUUGUGGCCAGGACGCUUCUGAAAAAAUGUUAUAUAGCUCAGUGGUAAAAUAAAAAAAAAAUGUUUAUUUUGUUGUGUGAAUCGAGGAGGGCCUGAUUGGCUGUCUGUAGCAUGGUUUGGGGAGCAUACGAUUAUACCCAUGACGGUGCUGUUAUAACCAGGGCACUUCUAAACUCCAGUGUUGGUGGACAUCUGCCUCCUGUGCUCACAACCCGUGCACGCUCCUCCGCCACCGAUGAGCGAAUGCUUUUUUUGAGGAGGGAACGAGUUGGGCAGAGAGUGGCGUUUAUCCUGUAACACGACUUUUUGCAAGGAAAGGGGCUUGUCGUUCGUAUUCUUUAUUUCAGUCAUCGCACGGCGGCUAACGAUGAGGCCGGACCAACUUCUUCAGCGCCUUUAUUUCCCCCCGGUCGUGGCAAUCGUUUUUUCCUGCUGGCCCAUUUGGUUUAUUUCUCUCAAGUCGAGCCUGCAAACAUGAUGCCUUGAAUAAAGGUGUCAGUUUUUUGUGCCAGUUAAAAGGGUAAAACCUAUUGCUAUAAGUCGGGCCUCUUUUAGACCGUCAAUCCACCCCUGGCGUGGACAGCCCCUUCUUUCUGUCCCCUCCCCCACCCCCUCCACGUGGCAAUGCAAAGCCACGGAUGGCCAUCCAUUGGUCUCCAUUCCCUGAUAGGUGCCCGCUACGGUUCAUGUGUUGAAACUCCCCAAACCCGCUGCGCUGCAUGGUGGCCAGCAGACGGCAGUAUACCAAGCGGGUCUGUACAUCUUCUGGCGCGGCAGACCUUUCGAGCGUGAGCAAAAAGUUCGCUCCCAAUUGCAAAACACUUUGUGAAAACAAUUUUGGCCUAACGUGCUAGCAGAAGAUCCUGGUUAAACAAAAAACAUUCAAGAGACUUCCCAGGAGAAAUAACGAUUCAAAGUGCAGCGCUACAAUUGCUCGCUGCUUCGUGAAUGUAUUUAUUUUAUUUAGGAUCGUCUCGCAUUGAGGGGGUUUUUUUCCGGAUUUGAAAAAAAAUGGCUUUUCUCAUUAUUGUGGUUGGCCACCCCUUGCAUUAGCAUAUAAAUCAAUGGAAUAUUUAUUAUAUUUUUAGAGAUUAAAUACUGCGAAAUGAAUUCGAAAAAUUAAUUUAAUAUAAUUUGUGCGGUCAAGAGUGACUGGGCUGACACCAUCAACUCCCUACAUUUGAGAACCUGGUUUAAUCACACGUGACUGUUUGGAUGCUAACCCUGGAUCUCAGUAGCUCUGACUCAGUGGCUCUGAACCUUCAACCACACGGCCACCAUCGUAGUUUAUGAGCGCCCAUGUGGUCAACCUGCAUCACGCCUCCCGUGUCAGCUAGCUAACGACACUCAAAGCCAAUAGAUAGAUGCUCCUCCGUGAUUCACAUUUGAUUUGGAUGCCACGUGGCUGUGAUUGUGUGCCAACAUUGUUGUCGUGAACCCUUCACCCCCCGACAGCGUUGUCACGUUUGCAAAGAUAUGAUUCAUACGAUGCCCAUGUGCCGUUCAAAUUCUCACCAAUAAAGCUCCACCCUCACUGACGACUUGAGACUUGUCACGCAUGAAUUCAAGGCACGACGGCGUUUUGCUCCAUUCGCGGACUCGGGAGGCGCGAGCGAGGCUGCUUAAUGAGCUGACCCUGGGCUUUGGAAGUGCAGUCGCUACUUCCACAGCCAAUGUUCGCAUGACCUUCGGGCCUUGCCACCUGCGCCAAUAUCAAGGACUUGUUCUACUAAGUUUCAAGUUCAUUCUGCGUUUCACCAGGUUGAGAACUCAAAAUACCAAUAUGAGUCUCGUUUGUAAGUGUUCGGGGGGGGGGCAUUAGUCUGCUGAUAGGGGGACGAUAAUUGCUGCAGUGUGUAUGCAGUAAUCCCGAUUGAUGAAUUUGCAGUGUCAUUUUUUUAUUUGGCAAAUUCGGACUAUCACUGUUUCCAACCGUCCAUCAUGUGCGCAACAUCCUGCUAUCACGCUCCUCAACUUUGGAAACUCACUCUCAUCGAUCUCUGUCCACGGGAUUUUUGGUUGUAUAAACUGAGUUCACUUCAAGGAAAGCGUUCCCUCCUUGCCCGAUGGACUAUCACCAUUGCUCUCUUGUUUGCUGGCCACAUUGCGACUGCGAGAAGGAAGCUGUCCAAAGAGGAAGCCUUGGGGGUCAAUGUUGAGAGAUCACCGUGGCUAAAACCUCCGAUGCCUUCCAACCUCCCCGUCGCUGUCUCCCUCCUACUGGACCCCUUUGUUACUGAGUGGCCGUGCGUGCGUGAGACUAGGUGGCGAGCGGUGGCGCAGUGGUUAGCGCACUACACGAUAUACGAACCCGGCCGACCUGAGUUCCAUUCCUCGUUCACGGCUAAGAUCGGUGACGGUUAUCUGAACCGAUCCUAGCGGCCUCCACUACGGUCGACUCAGCCUCAAACGAGU
Petromyzon marinus (sea lamprey) is the source of this 4179-nucleotide messenger RNA. RefSeq names its product aquaporin-like. Gene Ontology annotation, cellular component: plasma membrane. Gene Ontology annotation, biological process: water transport; transmembrane transport. NCBI's taxonomy places the organism in Eukaryota, Metazoa, Chordata, Hyperoartia, Petromyzontiformes, Petromyzontidae. The record is from RefSeq and is a predicted model, not a curated record. Gene Ontology annotation, molecular function: water channel activity.